AAUAUAAUAAUAUGCGUACAUCGCAGCUCGUCAGUACUCGUUUGAACUUCCACAUGUGAAGACUACGGCCGUCGUAUAUUUUGUCGAUAAGCGUUCGAAUCAGUGACUCGACUAGUCUCAAUCAUGUUAUCGUUUCUCGCUGAUUUGUUGUUCGACAACGUCACUUAUAUUAGCUUGAUCGCCGUGUUCACGGCCAUCUACUACUAUUCCACUUCGACGUACGAUAAAUGGCGGAAAUUGAACAUACCGCACGAACCGCCCGUGCCGUUUUUCGGCAACACAUUCAAAAUGUUGACGAGACUCGAACAUAUGAUUGACAUGCUCGAAAGGUUGUACUACCUAUAUCCGGACGCCAAAUUGUUCGGGUACUACCAAAUGAGAGAUCCGGUACUGAUGGUCCGCGACCCGGAGCUGAUCAACACGAUACUGGUAAAGGAUUUUUCGUACUUCACCGACCACGGUGUAGAACUGGACCCGUCCACGUCCGUGUUGGCCAAAAGUCUGUUUUUCACCAACGGCCAGAGAUGGCGGACGAUGCGCCAAAAGCUGAGUCCGGGCUUCACGUCCGGCAAGCUGAAGGACACAUACUGCCAGAUCAACGAGUGCAGCGACGAAAUGGUGUCCGGCAUCGUCGAGACGCUCGAGAAAACCGACCGAAUGGACGUGAAAACGAUGACUGGAGCUUUUUCCACGGACGUGAUCGGUACGUGUGCGUUCGGCCUGAAGCUGGAUGCGAUCAAGAACGUCGACUCGAAGUUCCGCCGGUACCUCAAGAUGAUUUUCCAGAACGCCCCGAGACAGGUGCUAAUGAUGAUCUGCCCUAUAGCGAUGAAACUAUUAAAAAUCAAAUUGUUUUCGGAAGAGGCUACCAACUUUUUCUAUGACGUGUUCACCGACGUCAUCAAGUACCGCGAAGAGCACAACGUGGUCCGGAACGAUUUAACACAGACCCUUAUGGAGGCGCGUAAAGAGCUGGUGUUGAAGGAGAACUCGAAUAUCGAAGAAAAAUUCACUGAUGCUGACAUAAUCGGAAACGCUAUUCUCUUGUUCGCCGCUGGUUCGGAAACCGUGUCGUCUACGCUGUCGUUUUGCCUGUACGAAUUGGCGCUGAACAAGGAAAUCCAAGACAAGUUACGUGCGGAAAUAUGGUCGGCGAAAGCAAAACACGACGGACAGUUGAACAACGAUUAUUUGAUGGAUCUCCAUUACACCAACAUGGUGUUGGAAGAGACUUCUCGCAAGUACUCCAUUGCUGUUAACGUAAUGAGAGUGGCUACAAAAACUUACACUCUGCCCGACGAAUCGUUUGUUAUCGAAAAAGGACAACAGCUUAUUAUACCCAUGUUCAACAUACAUCGUGAUCCAAAAUACUAUCCCGACCCGAUGAGAUUCGAUCCGGAACGAUUUUCUACGGAACAAAAAUCGCAACGACCCAAUGGCACUUACUUGCCGUUCGGCGACGGGCCUCGGCUGUGCAUUGGCAAACGGUUUGCGGAAUCAGAGAUGAAAUUGGCCCUGUCCAACGUAUUGUCAAAGUUCGAAGUUUUACCGUGUGAACAAACCGAAAUUCCCGUUAACAUAAGAAACGGAUCGGGAGUUAUUUCACCGAAAAACGGAAUCAUCUUAAAAUUUAGACCCGUAUUCACGGCCAUCUACUACUAUUCCACUUCAACGUACGAAAAAUGGCGGAAAUUGAACAUACCGUACGUACCGCCCGUGCCGUUGUUCGGCAACUCUUUCAAAAUAUUGACGAGACUCGAAGAUCAGAUUGACAUGUUCGAAAAGAUGUAUUACCUAUUUCCGGACGCCAAAUUGUUCGGGUACUACCAAAUGAGAGAUCCUAUACUGAUGGUCCGCGAUCCGGAGCUGAUUAACACGAUACUGGUAAAGGAUUUUUCGUACUUCACCGACCACGGUAUAGACGUGGAAUCGUCCACGUCCGUGGUGGCCAACAGUCUGUUUUUCUACAACGGCCAGAGAUGGCGGACGAUGCGCCAAAAGUUGAGUCCGGGCUUCACGUCCGGCAAGCUGAAGGACACAUACUGCCAGAUCAACGAGUGCAGCGACGAAAUGGUGUCCGGCAUCGUCGAGACGCUCAAAAAAACCGACCGACUCGACGUGAACACGAUGGCUGGAGGUUUUUCCACGGACGUGAUCGGUACGUGCGCGUUCGGCCUGAAGCUGGACGCGAUCAAGAACGACGAUUCGAAAUUUCGCCGAUAUGUCAAGAUGAUUUUCCAAAGCACCCCGAAACUGCUAUUCUUACAGGUGGUGGCGAUGAUCUGCCCUCGAGUGAUAAAAUUAUUUAAAAUCAAAAUGUUUUCGGAAGAGGCUACCAACUUUUUUUAUGACGUGUUCGCCGACGUCAUCAAGUACCGUGAAGAGCAUAACGUAGUCCGGAACGAUGUAACACAGACUCUUAUGGAGGCACGUAAAGAGCUGGUGUUGAAGGAGAACUCAAAUAUCGAAGAAAAAUACACUGAUGCUGACAUAAUCGGAAACGCUAUUCUCAUGUUCGCCGCUGGUUCGGAAACCGUGUCGUCUAUGCUAUCGUUUUGCCUGUACGAAUUGGCGCUAAACAAGGAAAUCCAAGACAAAUUACGUGCGGAAAUAUGGUCGGCGAAAGCAAAACACGACGGACAGUUGAACAACGAUUAUUUGAUGGAUCUCCAUUACACCAACAUGGUGUUGGAAGAGACUGCACGCAAGUAUUCUACUGCUUUUAGCAUACUGAGAAAGGCUACAAAAACUUACACUCUACCCGACAAAUCGUUAGUUAUCGAAAAAGGACAACAGCUUAUUAUACCCAUGUUCAACAUACAUCGUGAUCCAAAAUACUAUCCCGACCCGAUGAGAUUCGAUCCGGAACGAUUUUCUACGGAACAAAAAUCGCAACGACCCAAUGGCACUUACUUGCCGUUCGGCGACGGGCCUCGUCUGUGCAUAGGCAAACGGUUUGCGGAAUCAGAGAUGAAAUUGGCCCUGUCAAAUGUAUUGUCAAAAUUCGAAGUUUUACCGUGUGAACAAACCGAAAUUCCCGUCAAUAUAAAAAGUGGAUCAGGAUUUAUUGCACCGAAAAACGGAAUCAUCUUAAAAUUUAGACCGAUCGUUGAACAUUGAAUUUGGAUUAUAUUAUUUUGUACAUUCAUAGUAUAGUCUGAUAAAAUAAUAUUUUUUAUCAUAUAUUCAUAUUAAUACUAAUUGUAAGUGUGUGUGCGCACGUGUGUGUAUUGUAUUAACGAGGUAUCAAUGAAUAAAAUUCGAACAUAACUAACAA
Molecule: messenger RNA, 3277 nt
Organism: Rhopalosiphum padi (bird cherry-oat aphid)
Lineage: Eukaryota; Metazoa; Arthropoda; Insecta; Hemiptera; Aphididae
Product: cytochrome P450 6k1-like
Exons: 8
Coding region: 124-3120 (998 amino acids)
Molecular function (GO): oxidoreductase activity, acting on paired donors, with incorporation or reduction of molecular oxygen; monooxygenase activity; heme binding
Source: RefSeq, a predicted model, not a curated record